Messenger RNA from Galeopterus variegatus (Sunda flying lemur), 1453 nucleotides. RefSeq names its product 1-acylglycerol-3-phosphate O-acyltransferase 2 (gene AGPAT2). The record is from RefSeq and is a predicted model, not a curated record. Gene Ontology annotation, biological process: phosphatidic acid biosynthetic process. Gene Ontology annotation, cellular component: membrane; endoplasmic reticulum. The transcript has 6 exons. Bases 1 to 846 code for a protein of 281 amino acids. Gene Ontology annotation, molecular function: 1-acylglycerol-3-phosphate O-acyltransferase activity. Lineage: Eukaryota; Metazoa; Chordata; Mammalia; Dermoptera; Cynocephalidae.
AUGCAAGCCAACCCCCUAAUGGGCAGCUGUCCUGCCCCAGAUGUGCCCAAAGCUUCCCAGGCAGACCGGAGGGGUCCUGCUCAUGUCCGUGUCAGCUGGGUUGGGGAGCUGGGCCCCGGGGUUUCUGCCCAUGCUGGGGUCUCCUUCACCCACCCCCCACACCUCUGCUCACUGCCGCCUUCCCACCUUAGCAUCAUCAGCUGGUUCAUGCGAACCUUCAAGUACAUCUACGGCCUCCGCUUCGAGGUGCAGGGCCGGCCGAAGCUGGAGGUGGACAAGCCCUGUGUCAUCAUCUCCAACCACCAGAGCAUCCUGGACAUGAUGGGCCUCAUGGAGAUCCUCCCCAAGCGCUGUGUGCAGAUCGCCAAGCGGGAGCUGCUCUUCACGGGGCCCGUGGGCCUCAUCAUGUACCUGGGGGGCGUCUUCUUCAUCAACCGGCAGCGCUCCAGCACCGCCGUGACCGUCAUGGCCAACCUGGGCGAGCGGAUGGUGCGGGAGAAUCUCAAAGUGUGGAUCUAUCCCGAGGGCACACGUAAUGACAACGGGGACCUGCUGCCUUUUAAGAAAGGCGCCUUCUAUCUGGCCAUCCAGACCCAGGUGCCCAUCAUCCCCGUGGUGUACUCUUCUCUCUCCUCCUUCUACAACUGCAAGACGAAGCUCUUCACCUCAGGGACAAUCAGGGUGCAGGUGCUGGAUGCCAUCCCCACCGGCGGCCUCACUGUGGCUGACGUGCCCAAGCUCAUGGACACCUGCCACCAGGCCAUGAGGAGCACCUUCUUCCGCAUAUCCAAGAUGCCCCAGGAGAACGGGGCCACCACGGGGCCUGGUGUCCAGCCAGUCCAGUAGCCCAGGCCAUGGGGGUGAGGGGCAGGACCCGGGUGAGAGCAGGCAGGAGGCAGAAGGCUAGAGAAUGAACACAGGGACACCCCCUGCCACCCCGGCUGCCCAAUAUCACUGUGCCCAGCUGCCCGGCUCCCCUGGCUUGCAUUUAGGCCCUGGAUGCAGGAAGCCCCUAAUGUCACCACUCUCAGAUCCAGACCCCUAAUGCCCCUGGACCUGCCCCAGGCUCGGAGCACAGGGGCUUGCCCACCGUCGUCCCUCCAGUGUCUGGGGUGAUGGAAGAACAGACCGUGGUCCGCAGUGGGCUGAGCCAAAGAGCCUUGGGACAGGCCAGGGGCUGAGGCCCACGCGCCUGCCCUGGCUGUGCUCCCCGGUCUGGCUGCUGAGGGCCUGCUGUGGUGCAGAGUCAGGCUCGGGUCUGGGUCACGCCUGCAUCGGCUCUCAGGGAGAGGAGAGGGCACCAGGAAGAGAGUGCCAGGACCCCCAGCCUCACGAAGCCUGGACCACAGGGAGCCAGAAAGUGGGGUCUGCCACUCCCACCGCCCUGAGGACCGUCUGCGGAGUUAGUGCUGCACUCGGCUGUUAUUUUUUAUAAACAAACUCUUGGAGGUGC